Messenger RNA from Pecten maximus, 5001 nucleotides. RefSeq lists its product as uncharacterized. Lineage: Eukaryota; Metazoa; Mollusca; Bivalvia; Pectinida; Pectinidae. Bases 619 to 3282 code for a protein of 887 amino acids. The record is from RefSeq and is a predicted model, not a curated record. The transcript has 2 exons.
CAUGUAUUUACCGAACAGCUGACAAUUGAGAAGUCAUGCAUGAAUGGGACUUUUGAAAUACCGUGGUUGGCGAGAUUACUUUUUAAAAAAUUGGCUACUGUACAAAUAUAUGCGAGUGUGUGAGUCAACUGUCCCAUACUGUCUGUGUCACGUCUGCCCGGGGGUGAGGGUCUCGUGGACUGUGGUCUAAAAGGACUUAUAUACACCGGGUACUGUCAGGAUUUUAAGCGUGCCUCUCCCAGGGUGUGGACAGGCAGAUCGAUGUUGGAUUGACCAGGAACCGGUUUGUCAGCCAGAUAUGUGUUUACAUGACGAGUCGACCCAGUUUAGUGUAAAGAGGAUUGAACAAUUCAAGUGUACUACACGGCCAGAUAUACACAUGUAAUCGACAAGUCAGGUGUGCCGAAGUGGAACUGUACAAUGUGUGGAACGUAAGUGUGCAGUCGGGUACGUGAUCCUGUAAAUGUGUGUACUAUCACAGGAACGCGUGUGGGAAAGUCUGUCAAACCAGUGUAUAUAACACUUAUCAUAUAUAUCAACAACCUCGUGAUGUACCUAUAGUAAAUAUGUGGCUUCUGUGUGACAGUAUCGCGUCCUCGUAACCAAGGUCAGGUAACAAUGGCGGCAGAUCCUGUUCAACUGACGAGGUCCCCAAUGGGUCAACGGCAGUUGAAUAAGGAUGAUAUCGGGCCCCCGGGGCCUGUCAAGCAGUUCCUCUGGGAAGACACGCCCCGCCUACUCAAAGACAUUAUGAGCACUUCAAGACUGCCGUUCACUGCCAAAGUACAUUCUGGGGACAUCGGGAAUUACGUCCCAGCCUGGACCAGUUCCGAGAAGACGGGAGAAGAUGAGGAGGAGGCAAUCCAGGUGAUUGAGACAAGGAGGAAGAAAGUAGUAGUUGUGAGGAAGAUGCAGUGGGAUAGACAGACAGGCGACUACGCCGAGUAUGGAAAUGGGGUGGAAAUACCCGCCACUUAUAAAGGUUGGUUUGAGGUUCUGCCCGAGGAUGGACGACCCGUGGAAUACUUUGAUUCCAUCCAGGCGAUCACUAACGUAAAGCCACGACGGUUUCUAGUCAGGACUGCCACGGUGGGAUACCAGCUUAGUGCAGAGUCCGGAAUGAACUCUUGGGUUCCGUAUGAGAUUCGCGCAGGCGCCGUGCUCACCACUGGGAUUAUCUUCAUGGAUCAGAAGAAGACCAGGGCCAAUGUCAAAAGCUUCUUCAGAAAAUUGUUACGGACACAUAAAAGUGGUAAGAAGGAACAGGAAUUGAAGUAUUUACAGUGCUUUGACACUUCCGGUACAGAAGUUAUGAUUCCUAUUAUAAUGUCCGGAGUGUUCAGUCCUAUCGGUGAGACUACAGAGGAGAAUUUCGACAGUGUGUACGAGCUACAAGACCUAAUACUUGCCUUCCAUUUACCCGUGAAAGCCCAGCUCAUCCACGAGGAAGACCAAGAAUGCCCAAAUAUUGUACCUCACGGGUUCGUCAAGGUUGAGGAGUUGCGGGACACCGAGUGGGUCGUCUUCGGUAGGUACCCGAUCACCAAUGCCGAGGAGCAGGCUUUUGAACUCCCAUUGGAUGCAAAUAUACUUUUACAAAAAGAUAUAUCUAGGAAACGAAAAUCUAAAAAGCAUAUACCUCCGAAAGAGGACCCGCUUGUCGACGAGGAAGAGCACGUGAAUGCUGAAAAGACUGAGAUAGCACUUCCUGUAAGAGUGAAAGAACAAAAGAAAAACAAAGUUGGACUUUUCGAUAAACUGAGUGUUCGGUCCAGAUCCAGAAAGGAACGUGCGAGCCUUAAAGCAUUACAAGUGGCGGGAGUGUUUACGUCACGGUUGAGUAAAAGUGAAGCGAACUUUGAUGACCUUACUAACACUGAAUCUACAGCGAACACAGAGGAUGAUGGGAAGACAAGCGACCAUGAUACCGGCGAGCGAGAUAAAGGUGAUGUCAUGCCGUCUUCUACAACUGACAUGGACGAUAGGGUUACGUACACAAGUUUGUCAUUUGAAAGUCCGCCGUAUGGCACGUUUACGGGCUCAACAGUUGGCCCACAGAAUCGCGAUCUUCCUCCGAUACCAAAGAGUCCAGGUUCAGAGAAAGAAGCUGUCUAUGAAGAACUGCCAGUAGCUCCAAAACCCCCGCCUGUUGAUUCGGGAGAUUUCGGAGGUUGUCGCGGUCUGUCGGAUCGACCCGAGGCAAUACACGGUAAUUCCGUCAGCAAGGAGGAGGAGGAGGAUGACGAAGACGGUUAUAUGAGCCCGGCACAGCUACGACUGAGAGCGGACCAAACAUACGCUGUGGUUCGCAACAAACCUCCGUUGGCGCCAACUCGGGAAGCAAAACUAAUGCGUGCACGAAAAGCUCGCAGUGAAAUUCCAAGUAAUUAUAGUUACGACGUCAGAGAUCUUAAAGAAACUAACGAAAAAGAAAUAGAUGAACUGUUCAGAUAUACAUUAGAAAAUGAUAAAAAGUUUACAAAAGACGGACCUUAUGUAUCAGGAGAAUGUCGGCCAACAUCGGAAGCUGUUCCGGAACCUAACACGUUUUCCUACGAAAGUGCUAUGAGAUUUGUGGAUGAUCAAUGUCUCGAUACUCGUUCAAAUUCUGGUAUGCCAAAGUUUAGAUCACGGUCGCACAGAAGUUUGAAUUUUGACGCCAAUGCGACCGUUCGUAGUCAUAAUGUCCGUAAAAUGAGGAACGCUAUCGAUGUAUUCAAUUUUAGUGAUUCUUUUCAGGACUUAAGUCGCAAUAAUAAUGGCUUAACAUGUAACGAUAUUUCUUCUGGUAUGCCACCUGGAACAACUGCUAGUUCGCUGUACAGCUCCGGUAUUGAACGCAACCCGUACAGUUCGCAAUACGCACGCUCAAGCGUCUACGCGGAGAGCGAGCCGGGUUUCAAGCGUUUCAUGCGCUCGGCUUCUAUAUCCGGUCUGAGCGAGCCAAUGACUCGGCAAGCAGACGACUCGGCCAUAUCUGGAGACUACGGUUACCAUGGUGAUAGUGAGUACAGCUAUCAGGAAUAUUCCGAAUAUCACGAUGACCACUGGAUACCCCCAGAUGACCUUUCGACCUUGACCGUGCUGGAAGUGUCCAAAUCUCUCCACUACAUUGGCAUGAAGGACCGAGUGGUCAUCAGACUUGCUAAUGAACAAAUAGACGGUAGUCUUUUGUGCUCGCUGGACAAACAGUUGCUAAGGGAGGGUUUUCCGGAGCUCAAUGCCCUUGAUGUCAAGAAAAUUGUAGAUUUUAUAGAUGGAUGGAGACCGAAAAAGAAAUGAAUGACAUCAUGAUGAUCGGUCAAUUAUAGCGUUUCUCUUGAAAUCUUAGCGACACAAAUGUGACAUAAAGAUUACUAAUGUUAUUUAUUUGCAAUACCACAUAAGUUAUGUUGAAAUCAUUGAAUACUUUCAUAUUUAAUAUGUUACAGGGGACAUCAAUGUUCGGGGUUUUACUAAAAUUAGACCACUCCUCUUAAACACAUCGAUACAAACAUAUAUGAUUACACGGUGUAUUUCAGAACGUCAUACAGGAGCGGAAUAAAAAAUAUCAGAUGUCAAACGGGGGGGGUGGAUUUUUGAACAUUAUUUGUUCCAAUUGCCAUUAAAAAUAAUACAAACUUGAUUAGAAUUUGAACGGUUUGUGCAUUUUGGCACUGCCUGACCACCAGAGAGGCUUGAGGGGCGGGUCCAAAAAGGAUCAAAUUGACCAAAACUUUGAAAGUCUUCUUCUUAAGACCCAAAUAAGGUAGAAACAAAUACCCUUCAUCGUUGGAAGGGUCUUCAGGUGCUUUACCAAAUUUGUGAGCUUCGUUACCCUUGGGUGUCACGUUUGCCCGGGGGAGGGUAAACUUUGCUAUAGUUAGUAUAGGAAAAUUACACUUUGGAAUAUCAUUUGUUUAAUUUCUAUUCGAAUUAAUUCUAAUUUGGUAAACAUCAUCAACAUGGGAUGACAGUUUGAUGGUGUGCACUUGCUGACCAUGGUUGACCCCCAGGGGCUGAUGGUUGGGGCCAAAAGGUUCAAAGUAAAAGGAAUUUCAAAAAUCUUCUCAAAAUCAAAAUAAAGUGGAAUCAAAUACUCUUCAUAUAUAGAAGGACAUUGAGGUGCUUUACCAAAAUUGUGAAUUUCAUGACCCUGGGGUUAGAAUUUGCAGUUUUGAAUGGCAGGUUGAUGGAAUGUAAAUGUUGGCCCGAUUGACCCCCUGGGGCUGAAACGCGGAGUCAAAAAGGGGUCAAAGAAAUAUUGUGAAACUCGGGUGACCGUUAACAAAAUGGUUGUUAACGGUCACCCGAGUUUCACACCUCUUGGUUAAUGUAAUACCGGACAUGCCCCUUGUAGCUCCACUAGGUAACAGCCUACAUUAUCUGUAACUGAGCGGUCGUGAGAUUUUCACCAGUGGUCGAUGAUGUAGGACCAAACUUGUGUACAUCUUUAAAAACAAGCAACAGCUGUUUGAUAAAAGCUGGACAUUUUCGAACAUCUAUUCGUUUCGAUCAAUUACAGAUCGCAGGGGAGGUAACUUGCGUCUAUUCUUUACAUCUCGGGGAAAUUUCCGGCAACACUCGGAAAUCCUUCCGAGUGUUGCCGGAAAUUUUCCCGAGAUGUUGCGAUUGUCUGGUUAGACUCACAAGAGUUACUUCCUUUUUCGAUAAAUAACAAUGAACUCAAAUUGUAUGGAUAUGUAUGGAGAUCCAAUGAGAAGACGGCAUGUAAUACCACGUGAUCCAAUAUAAAGUCGGACUUUUAUACUUUAUUUAUGAACACCUAAUAUUACUGUUAUUAUUGAUCCUAAGCACAUCGUCUAACAUUUGAGCGAGACGUGUAUUAACUGAAGGUUUAUAAGGCUCCAUAUCGAACACUACAAUCCCCACAGAAAGCAAUGUACCGAUGAUGACAAAGUAUUUAAUUUCAUCAGCUGAUAUAUGAAGAAUUGAAAAUUAUCAUUUGUAUUAGAAAAAUAAAGACUGAAAAAUGAAAUAAAAUCGCUUAUAUUGAUUUAA